Triticum urartu is the source of this 1473-nucleotide messenger RNA. The record is from RefSeq and is a predicted model, not a curated record. Lineage: Eukaryota; Viridiplantae; Streptophyta; Magnoliopsida; Poales; Poaceae.
GGCAGGGUGCAUCCGAGCGUCGACUGGCACACCCUGGAAGCCAUGGACGCCGCUGCGGUGAUCGGGUGUUUCAGGGACAGGAGCAUCCUAAUCACCGGCUCCACGGGCUUCCUCGGGAAAAUGCUGGUGGAGAAGAUCCUAAGGGUCCAGCCGGAUGUGAGGAAGCUCUACCUCCUUGUGCGCGCGCCAGACGCCGCAUCCGCCGAGCAUCGCGUGCUCACCGAGGUUGUAGCAACAAAACUUUUUGAUGUUCUGCGAAGCAAGCAUGGAGCUGAUUUCAACUCUUUUAUCAAAAAUAAAAUUUCCCCUCUACCUGGAGACAUCACUAAGGAAACCUGUGCACUCAGAAAUUCUAUGGUUGAACAGAUCUCUGAGGAUAUCCAUGUCAUUGUGAGUGUAGCUGCAACUACUAGCUUCUAUGAGAGAUAUGAUGUCGCUCUGGCAUCAAAUACCUUAGGAGUUGCCCACGUGUGCGAUUUAGCAAAGAAGUGUGCUAAUCUUAAAAUGCUCCUUCAUGUUUCCACUGCUUUCGCAGCCGGGGAGCAAGAAGGCCUGUUAUUGGAGAAGCCGUUUGAUGUAGGCAAAGCACUAAAGAAAGACUAUAACUUGGACAUCCAAUCUGAGAUAAAAUUAGUUGAGAGUGUCAAGUCAAAACUCAGGAUACAAUUCUCUAAUGACAAUAUAGAGAAAAGGAAAAUGAAGGAACUUGGAUUGAAAAGGGCUAGGCACUUUGGUUGGCCUAACGUGUAUUCACUCACAAAGGCCAUGGGGGAGAUGUUGCUAGGAACCUUAGGACGAGACCUUCCAGCUGUCAUAGUACGGCCAAGCAUCAUAUCUAGCACUUUCCAAGAACCAAUGCCUGGUUGGACGGAGGGAACUAGGACAAUGGAUAUGUUGUAUGUUGCUUACAAUGACCAGAAACUUCCAUGUUUUAUCGCCGAUCGUACUGUCAUUGUCGAUGUGAUACCAGGAGACAUGGUAAUUAAUGCACUGAUGGUCGCCAUGGCCAUUCAUUGGGACACACAUGGAACACAGGCAAUUUACCAUGUAACCACAGGCCAUCGGAACCCAUUGCUUUUUUCCACUUUUCUGGAAUCAGGCUAUGAGUAUUUCCGCUCUAAUCCUCGUGUAACCAAGGACGGGAGGAUUGUCAAGGAUAGAAGGGUGAAAUUUUUCAAGACAUAUACAUUUUUUCGUUUAUACAUGAUCCUGCGGUAUAACCUAGCACUAGAGCAUUACAAUAAGCUCAAACGUGGCUACAAUUUCCUGAUACUUGUCGCCAAGUUGUACGCCCCAUAUGCGUUCUUCAAAGGGUGCUUUGAUGACACGAACAUGAGAAAUUUGUGGGCAAUAACCUCUACAGACCAGCUGAAGGAUGGAUCCACGUUUGAUUGGUAUGCAUCAAAACCAAUUGGAAGAACCAAGCCUUUUUUAACACGAGCAUUACUCCUGGACUUACAUCUGGUUCAGUGA